This is a messenger RNA of Cannabis sativa, 3838 nucleotides long. RefSeq lists its product as uncharacterized. The record is from RefSeq and is a predicted model, not a curated record. The transcript has 4 exons. NCBI's taxonomy places the organism in Eukaryota, Viridiplantae, Streptophyta, Magnoliopsida, Rosales, Cannabaceae. The coding region runs from base 314 to 3370 and encodes 1018 amino acids.
UGCUUAAGAUCCCUAUACACCUAGCUAGUUAUGCUCUUUUCUGUAUAGACGACUUUCCUUUUAGGAGAGAUUAAGCUGCUCACUCUCAAGUCAGCCAAUAGAAUUCUGAUCAUGACUUUACUUUCUUAACGUGAACUGAAACCUAAACAGAACCCUUGUGAGUUUUGAGCGAAAGCGAAUCCCUUAAACCAAACUAGUUCUAGCUACGCUAAUGGCACUGGUUAUGGUGGUUCUGGUUCUCUUCUAGAGUUUAUUACUUUCUCUCCAGCUAAAGAACUUUCUUUGGUUCGUUGGGGGCCCAUUAGAGAUAGAGAUGGGUGACAACAAGGGGGAAACAACAAAGAAACCGCAGUCAUCAUCCAAACAACAGCCGCAGCCGCAGUCUCAGCAGCAACAAAUUUCAUCUUCUUCUCCUAAAGAUGCAAUAUUAGACGAAUCAAACGAAACAAGACCUCACCACCACCACCACCCCCCACACCAACAAACGUCCACCGUAGUCGUAAGUGGAGCCUCCCACAUAAUAUCAAGCCCUUUGUAUAUCCCUAGUGGUGCAACUUCAUCUUCACCGUUCGAUCAACAACAGUUUGAUCAGGCUGUUAAUAAUCCAAAAAGACCUCGAUACACCACAACUGGGCAAUGGAAGAUACUCCCGUCUCCUUCUUCACAGCAGAAACAGCAACAAGUUGCCCAAAUGACAAUUUUGACGGGAGAAUCAAGCCCAAUAUCGGCUCCCCAGCAACAACCACCCACGCAAGUAGUACUCCACAGUACUGGAGCUGCUUCGUCUUCGGACACCGCAUCAUCUCCGUCUCACUCUAUUCCGUCUCUUUCGGGAUCCGGUCAAGACACGAGCAAGCCCGAACUAGCUGGGGAAAACCCAGUUCACCAACAAUUUAGAAAAGGUAAAUACGUGAGCCCUGUCUGGAAACCUAACGAGAUGCUGUGGUUGGCCCGGGCGUGGAGGGUUCAAUACCAAGGCGGGGGAUCUUCAUCGAGAAUGGAGUCAGUGAGUGGUGCGGAUAUUAAUCUUGUUGGUUCUCAAACCAAAGGGAAGACUAGAGCUGAUAAGGAUAAAGAAGUGGCUGAAUUUCUCCAACGGCACGGGGUUAAUAGAGAUGCUAAAACUGCGGGAACCAAAUGGGAUAACAUGUUGGGAGAGUUUCGGAAAGUUUAUGAGUGGGAAAGAGGAGGGGAGAGAGAACAUGUUGGGAAAAGCUAUUUUAGGCUUUCCCCUUACGAGAGGAAGCUUCAUAGAUUGCCAGCUUCGUUUGAUGAAGAAGUGUUUGAGGAGCUUUCUCAGUUUAUGGGCUCUAAAAUGAGAACACCACUCAGUACCAGACCUGGUAGCUCCCUAAUUGUUGCCGGAGAAUCUAGAGCUCUCACUGCGCCACCUCCUUUCAAAGAAGACGAUCAGUUUCCUCUAUCUGCAGUUAGGACGACAAAGCAAUUGAUUAUGGGAAGCGGUGUUGAGACAUUAUACUAUGGUGGGAGAGGGGGCUUAAUGGGGUUUGAGUCGUCUGUAGACAUGGGGGGCCCAUCUCCACCAUCAACAUCAUCCAAGGACCUUCGCCGAAUUGGUAAGAUACGAAUGUCUUGGGAAGAAUCUGUGAGUUUGUGGGCUGAAGAAGGUGAGCUCCAUAGGGGUAGAGUGAAGUUACAAACCUCGAGUUUCUUGAAUGCUGAUGAGCUCACUUACUUGGAUGAUGCCAUGGUUGCUACCACAAUGGAAGCUUUCGAAGAAGGUCCUCUACGAGGAUUCUCCGUGGACAGAUUCGUUUCUGGACAACAAGUCAAAGUUUUUGGCAGGAAAAAGCCUUUCUCAGUCUCUGCUUCUGGAUUCGCUGAGAAAGUUCACCAGCUUCCAUUCACGGAACCCUCAGUAAGAUCGAUUCCACCAUGGGAUUUUCAAGAUCCAUCCGAUUACUACGUGGGAUGUCUUCGAGUUUCUCCACCAUCAAUCCCAACCUUGUUCGAGCUCUCUUGGUAUUUACAAGAGGCACCACCGGAAGAGCUACGCUUACCACUUCGCAAGGAUGUUUAUCGAGACUUACCACAAGGGAAAGAACAUUUCUUUACAAUCUCUAACGAAUUAGUAGACUGUAGAGCUUUCACAUACGAUAUACUUAGUCCCAUAAUCCGUACAACACCUAGUCUUACCAGCUCCACUUCCACAAGUAGAGACUCCUUCAUUGGCCUUUGGGACGAUUGCAUUAACCGAAUCGUGUCAAAAUUCUGCUCAGUUGAUAUAGUCACUGUUCGUAAACCCACUAAUCCAAACUCAACCGAAGUUUUACAAGACCAAUGGCCAAACAUGACGGGUUUUGUAAGAAACUUUUGUUUGUGGAGAGGGGAAGAGACUGAUCAAGUAAGAGAAGGGCAAAUUGACCCAUCAAAUUCAUUAGUUGAAAAAUUAUUCUGGACUUAUCAAGAUCUUCCAUACAUAUUAGGUUACUACGCAGUUGGUUUUUUGGUAACAUUUUGUGCGCUAAGUCGAGGGGCUAAUCAGGACCGUAUAAUCAGGACAGAUCUACAGUCCCUUGACUUAUCCUCACCGUCAGAUCGACUAAAAGCCCUAAUCCCGUGUUAUCGAAUUGCUAGUCUACUCCCUUUACUAGCCGACCGUUGUUUCCACAGCGUUAACAACAUGAUCAACGUAGUGGCCAGCUCUAAAAUGAUUCCCUAUAGCGAUUUCGAGAGACUCGACACGGGUAAUGGAAACGUGACCGAGAUCACACCAAACACAGUGACUAGAUUCUACCCCAAUAAGAGAAAGUGGGCUGCAGUCAAAGAAAUAUACGAUUUCCUGGACCACCGUAUCCCACACGCCGAGUUCAUCCACCGAUCGUCGGAGAAGAACUUGGGCCUGGUAUUCAAGCCCAGAGGCUUCUCAAAGCCCGCCAGGCCCAUUAACUACGAUCAACUAAUAGAAUCACUCAAGUGCGUGACCAAAGCACUAGUGGCCUUACACGACUUGUCGUUCAUGCAUAGGGAUUUAAGCUGGGACAAGGUGGUGAGGCGGGUCGACAGAGACAACGAGUGGUUCGUCUCCGGGUUCGAGGAUGCUGUGGUGGCGCCCCAGAUAUAUCCCAUGGUUAAGCUGGCGGGUGGAGGAGAUCAGGCGGCGGCACGUGGGAGGCACGCGCCCGAGAUGGAGAGGGGUUUGCAUGGGGUUAAGGUUGACGUGUGGGGGGUUGGGUACCUGGUGAGGACGUGUGGGGUGGGGAAUGUGCCGAAGAUGUUGAGGGAGCUUCAGAACAGGUGUUUGGAUCAGAACCCGGAGCAGAGACCCACUGCCGCCGACUGUUACCACCAUCUUCUUCAGCUUCAGUCGUCUAUGCAGUCAGCCACGGCUACUGGGGUAUUGAUGUGACUCGUGUUGGUUCUCUGAUCCAAUGGUUAUGAUACACCAACUUUCUUUGUUUUUAUUUAACGGGGCAUUUUUUUAUUAUUUUUUAAAAUUUCUUUAUUGGGUAUUGGAUUAUAUUGAGGGUUGACGAAAUGGUUUUUUUUUUUUUAAUUAAAUUUUUUUAUUAUAUAGGAGGGUUUUUAAUGAAUUAUGUGCUUUACGUUGAUGGACGUGAUUUUGGCGGCGGCUGCUGAUUCUUGCUGCUACUGCUGCCAUUGUUGGCGCCGCUGGUCUUACGGUUAGUUCCAUCAGAGUAUCAAAUCAGCGUCAGAAACUGAUAUGUAAUAUACAUACUUUUGUUUUGCGGUUUUUGCCAUGCACAUCUUAUUUAUACUCCGGUAACUCCAUUGAUUUCUUCUUGUAUAUUAUUAUUAUUAUUAUUAUUAUUGAAUACUUAUUCUAAAAAUAUAAUAUUACCUUAUGUUAUAUUAA